AGCUGAUUUUGCCAUUACAACUCGCGCUUUAUUUUUUUUAAAUCUAAAUAUUAUAUCUUGCUUUUAAAAAUGGAAUCAAAAGUUAUUGAGGACGUUGUAGUUCUUUGUGCUACGAUUGUUUUAAACGCGAUUGCUCUACGAAAAAUCACCAAAACAACACCAUCCUGUCGAGUUAACCCCUACUUGAAGGAGAGGCAAAACAAAGGGCGUUUCGCAAAAGAUUUUCAGGAUAUGCUAAAUAAUGUUCCCGUUUUUAAAGAAAAUUUUCAUAUGUCUCCGGAGUCGUUUGCGGAAAUUUUUCAAAUAGUGGAACCAUUUCUACGUGAAAAGAAAAACACAAGACCUUCGGACAAAAUAUCCGCUCUGGAAAAGUUUGCGGUUGUUAUGGAAUAUUUGGCAAGUGGAACCAUCCAACGACAUGUUGCGGCAGUAUAUAGGAUCAGUAAACAGCAUUUUGGGACCAUCCUGGAUGAAGUUUGUUGUGCCAUCUCAAAAGGUUUGGAGAGCGAGAUCCCAGUUUUGGAUGAACCAAAAUUUAUUACCAUUGCCAAUGAAUUCAAUGCUUUUUGGAACUUGCCAAACUGCGUUAGAGCAAUUGAUGGCAAACACAUUGGCAUUAAAUGUCCAUCCAAUGCUGGGAGCAUGUUUUACAAUUACAAACUACAAACGAAAAACGGAGAGGCAGAAGUGGUCUUCUGAGUCAAUGGAGGAAUCUAUACGUGCUGUCCGAAGACGAGGACACAGAAAGCGUGUCUCUGCUGCAAAGAUUUAUACUCCAAGUCAACGGGGGAAGGUGUUCCAUCCCAUUCUUAAAAUGAAAUCUUUCCUAUUUUUAUCUUAGUAUUUAAGUUCCUUAG
Episyrphus balteatus (marmalade hoverfly) is the source of this 857-nucleotide messenger RNA. RefSeq lists its product as uncharacterized. The transcript has 4 exons. The record is from RefSeq and is a predicted model, not a curated record. Lineage: Eukaryota; Metazoa; Arthropoda; Insecta; Diptera; Syrphidae. The coding region runs from base 70 to 699 and encodes 209 amino acids.